Oppiella nova is the source of this 499-nucleotide messenger RNA. The record is from the annotation of a GenBank genome assembly. NCBI's taxonomy places the organism in Eukaryota, Metazoa, Arthropoda, Arachnida, Sarcoptiformes, Oppiidae.
ACGAAAAAUGAGCCGCAAUUCAAAAGAGGGCAUCGUAUUAGCCAUGGAUUGCGCGAAGACUAUGCGAGACGAGUGCCGUCGGGGCGACAGAAGUGUGUUUGAAGUGUCGGCGCAAUGCCUGCGAAACAUAGUCCGCCAGAAGAUAUUCGCCGAAACCAAGAAUGAGUAUCUAUUGAUGCGCUUCUCGGCCUCCGAUGGCGUGCGAGUGGUCCCCCAAAAGGGUGGUCUCAUGUGUCCACCAAAUUUCCACCUCUUGAGGCAUCUUAUGAACGACUUGUCGGACGUGACGCGCGUUACAUCGGAUCCCAUCAGUGUGAUGGACGCGUUGGAUGAGGCCAUCAAACAGCUCGUGGAGUACACGCGGCUUAAGAAGUUGUCGGACAAGAAAAUCGCUUUGUUGACAAACUUUGGACACUUCGACGACAAGGAUAUGCAUCGCUUUGACACCGAUAUCGGCAAACGUUUGCGUCAAUUGGGGAUUAAACUCAUUAUUAUUUAA